Molecule: messenger RNA, 894 nt
Organism: Salvia miltiorrhiza (redroot sage)
Lineage: Eukaryota; Viridiplantae; Streptophyta; Magnoliopsida; Lamiales; Lamiaceae
Product: zinc finger BED domain-containing protein RICESLEEPER 3-like
Exons: 3
Coding region: 1-690 (229 amino acids)
Molecular function (GO): protein dimerization activity
Source: RefSeq, a predicted model, not a curated record
AUGUCUAGCAAUGAUGAGUACAAUGAUGAAAAUACUUACACGACAUAUACAAGUGAUAUGCCGAGUACUGGUACGCCUGCUGCCCCUGCUGCCCAGCCUGCCCUUGCUGCCACAACUGCAGAAACUGGUUUGGGAACGUCCAAUCCCACAACUAAGCCCCCAAUGAACAAAAGAAAACAAAGGUCAGCUGCUUGGGAUCACUUUAAAGUUACUGUUAGUGCAUCAAAUGAUCCAAGCUGUGGAUUCACAAAUGAAGAAUCUAAAGCGGUGGUUGAGGAAUUUAGUGCCUUGGAUGAGUUUGGAUUAAGUGAACAAAAGUCGCAAUUGGAGUUGUAUAUGCAAGAAGCAAGGUUGGAUGCCAAAUCCAAUCUUGAUGUUCUUGGCUUUUGGAAAGGGAAUCAAUAUAAGCAUCCACAAGUAGCUCACAUGGCUCGUGAUAUUUUGAGCAUUCCCAUAACUACGGUUGCUUCAGAAGCUGUUUUUAGUGUUGGUGGAAGAGUACUUGAUCAAUACCGUAGCUCACUUAAAGCAAGCACAGUGGAGGCAAUUAUUUGCACUAGAGAUUGGUUGUUUGGAGAAAAAGCCUUCAAAAGCGAAACACCAACAUCUGAGUUAGCCGAAGACUUUAUACAUGGCGAUGAUGAACCUCAAACCGAAUCUUCUUCGGUCUCCACUAUUGUUGUUGCAUGAAGGCUGCCACUUAGUCUAGUUAUGUUUUGAUUUGUUAAGCUCACUUGGAUUAUGUUGUAGUUGUGAGAGGGAUUGACGACUCUUGGUUGACUUGAUGCAUUGUUAUUUUCAUUUGAGCUUAUUAUAUUUUGUUAAGCUUAUUGGUUGAAUGCUUUAUAUUGAUUGUAUUUUUAGUUUGGCAUAUGUUGAAUUAUUGAUUUAUUA